AUGGGUACGUCAAGAUACAUAAACGCAAUUGAUCUAACUUCAGUUCCAAAAAUUACUGUUGCUGGAGUCGAUGUGACAUAUUCUGCUCACGUAAAGUACCUAGGAGUUUGGAUUGCGAACAACCUAUCUUGGGAUCUGCAAGUAUCGCACAUUACGAACAAGGUUCGCUCUACGCUACACCAGCUCAAGCUAUGCAGACAUCUUAUUCCUGAUACACUAAAAAUAAAACUUGUUGUCUCUCUCAUCUAUCCGCACAUUGACUAUUGUUGCGCCAUACUUACUGACAUCACUGCUGAACUUAAUCUGAAAUUAUAUCGAGCCAUGAACGCAUGUAUGAGGUUUAUCUUUUGUAUCAAGAUCGAUGAACACAUCUCGCCAUACUAUACAAGGCUCCGCUGGCUCAAGGUUGACAAAAGAAGGGAGUACCUCGUUGCCUGUCUUCUUUUCAAUAUUCUUAAAUAUCAGCAACCAGAUCUUCUUUACAGGCUAUUCUCCAUUAAAGUCUGUUCAUCAUCCAGAUCCAUGAGAUCUGCUGAAGACCUUCUCUCGGUGCCUCAAUGUCGUACAGAACUUUACAGGCGGUCUUACAGACUUAGUGCGAUCAGAUUAUGGAAUCGUCUUCCUCUAAACUUACGCAACGAAUCUUCAUCGGUCGUUUUUAAAAAUGGGCUCUAUGCGCAUUUACUCGAUCUCAAUGCUGAAGUGUGA
Molecule: messenger RNA, 708 nt
Organism: Formica exsecta
Lineage: Eukaryota; Metazoa; Arthropoda; Insecta; Hymenoptera; Formicidae
Exons: 1
Coding region: 1-708 (235 amino acids)
Source: RefSeq, a predicted model, not a curated record